CAACAACACGAAGAAGAAAACAAGAUGGCGGUCUCAGAUGUCGAUGUUAGUAGCUCAAUUGAUCAAAAUGAAGACCGUAUUGAAGAAUUAACGGACGAAGAAUUAUAUAAUCUUGUAGAGGAGACACUGCAAGCUAAUAGUGUGCUGAAAAAUGAGACUAACAUGUUUGAGAAAUAUUUGAAAAGGGUUGAUACAAAAGAUAGUACAGGCACAGGCACUAUGUUAGUUCAAGCAGUUCAAGAACAGACAACUUCAAGAACCUUGAGAAAACGAACUCGAUCAAGAGGACAAUCUGUUGAUAGAAAUUUGAAGCUUUCUGCUGAACAGAAAUGUGACAUUGCCCAGAGAGAGCUUGAAGAACUAAAAGAAGAAAUUGAAAAGCUAAAAGAUGAAUCUGAAAGAAUUCUAGAUAAUUAUAAGGCUAUCAUGGAGGAAGCUGACAUUCAAAUUGCUGAAACUAAGAAAGCUUCAUAUGAAUUUAAUCGAGAUAUUAUUCAAGGAUCUGUGAAUGCUAGAACUAGUAAGAUCAUUGCAGAAAAAGUUGUGAGAUAUUUUGAGGACAAAAUCCGGAGUAGAGAUACACUGAUAGAAAAACUCCGUUUAAAAAACUCAACAUUCAGAGUUCAAAAAAAGAAGCUGCAAAUGCAGCUUAAGCAAAAAGAAGAGAUGGGUGAAGUUUUGCAUGAAGUUGAUUUUAAUCAGCUAAAGAUUGAAAAUCAACAAUAUCUUGAAAAAAUUGAUGACAGAAAUAAAGAUUUGUUAAGGUUAAAACUCAUGACAGGAAAUGUGCUGCAAGUUUUAAAUACUUACAAGAAAAAAUUGCACACUUUGACUGUUGAAUCAGCACAAUUAAAACAAGAAAUUUCCUCAAGAACUGAACUUUCAUUAAGGAUUGAUGCAGAAACAAGACUAGUUGAAAAGGAAAGAGUAAAAGCAUUAGAGCUCAAUCAAAAAAGAAGACAACAAUUAAGUGACUACAGAGUACCUGAGGUGCUGGACUAUGUUAAAGAACGAGCAAGUCAUUAUGAACUGAACAAGACUGUAAGAAUGUGGGAGAGAAAGGUUGAAAUAGCUGAGAUGGCCCUGAAUACAUACAGAAAGACCUGGAAACAAAUCCAGACGCACAAUUCAAUGGAAUCAUGGUACAGCAAUGAAAGACAAGAAGCUCAAAAAAUAUAGAGCUGGAUUGACAAUGUCUGGAGAAGGCUGUGCUGAAUAAAAAGAUUCACAUCAUGCAAGCGUAGCACCACGCCUGAGUUCAUAUAUAUACAGAUGUUGUACAUAUAUUAUUGUACAUAAUUAUUUUUCCUUUUGUGAAUAAAAUGGUAACAAAUGAA
Messenger RNA from Dendronephthya gigantea, 1337 nucleotides. Its product is annotated as coiled-coil domain-containing protein 113-like. The coding region runs from base 25 to 1179 and encodes 384 amino acids. Gene Ontology annotation, biological process: cilium assembly. The record is from RefSeq and is a predicted model, not a curated record. Gene Ontology annotation, cellular component: ciliary basal body; axoneme. NCBI's taxonomy places the organism in Eukaryota, Metazoa, Cnidaria, Anthozoa, Malacalcyonacea, Nephtheidae. The transcript is spliced from 12 exons.